UACAAGGAUCAUAUCUGAUUCAGUUCUCCGGUUGUACCAUCAGGUUAAACAACGAAGAAUACGCCAACAGUAACGCCGACGUACCAGCGAGACUGUAUUUACCAACUACAGGACUUAUGGUAACACCCUCAAAAAUCAUAAACAAAAUGCCUCUGGAGUACUUACAGGAAUUCAACCUAGAACAGCGGAGUCAUAUAGAGCAUCUAAACCUGACUACCAACAACAUACAUUGGAAAUUGCAUCUAGUUGGAUGGCUUUCAUUUGGAGCCCUAUCAACCGUGGUACUGGUACUUUCAGCAGCCGUAAUUAUAUGGACCGUUCUUUCAUUCUUACCGUGCCAAUCUAAGUCGACUUGGAAACCAGGACGAACCAACAGUGGAACAGUCAACACGGACAGACAUACAGAUCCAGGACCAACACAACGAAACGAUGGGCAUCAUCUUUUCAGGCAGCCACGAUUCAUUCCCCAGGAGCCGAGGACGUCUUCCGACUAGAGGGGGAAUCGUUAGGAAAACACUGAUAGGUGAGUUGGCCAAUCAGCGAAGGACGCGUAGCUUGGCGCGAAAACGCGGCGCAUCACGCCACGUUAUGCACCAAUAGGAGCUAGGGAACAACUUUUUGAUAUGUAAGCAAUAAAAUCCUAUAAAACGGUAGAGCACGUUGAGCUCUACCUCUUUCUCUGUAAUACUGUGUAGUGGAAUAAACUGUGUUAGUUUUAAA
Messenger RNA from Aedes albopictus (Asian tiger mosquito), 720 nucleotides. RefSeq lists its product as uncharacterized. The record is from RefSeq and is a predicted model, not a curated record. NCBI's taxonomy places the organism in Eukaryota, Metazoa, Arthropoda, Insecta, Diptera, Culicidae.